AUGGAUGCACCGAAAAUAAAGCCUCCUCCCCGGCGUGCCCCUCUUCCUGCAGAAACAGAAGACUUAAGUCCGGACGUCUCUCUUCUCUACGUGGGAGUCUUCCUCAUCUUGGUCGCAUUAGUAAUAUUUGCAGUCCUCAUUGUAAUAUAUACUCGAGCACUGAAGCAGACAAGAGAUAAAGGACUAGAGGAGACGCCGGAACAAUCUAAAGACAGUAAAGUAUGUACAGAGAUGGGAGGAAAAAGGGAACCUAACCGUUACGCCAAUAUGAGUGGUAGACAGUACGCUGAUCUGACAGUCCCCAGCCCCAGGGGUCACGCCUAUACCCCUGUCCAACCUGCCUACGUAGAAAUCAUCAGCUGAUGUUCUCAGUUAUACAAUAAAUGUUAUAAUUCAGGA
Molecule: messenger RNA, 399 nt
Organism: Saccostrea echinata
Lineage: Eukaryota; Metazoa; Mollusca; Bivalvia; Ostreida; Ostreidae
Exons: 4
Coding region: 1-363 (120 amino acids)
Source: RefSeq, a predicted model, not a curated record